Colletotrichum spaethianum is the source of this 1809-nucleotide messenger RNA. Its product is annotated as nonribosomal peptide synthase nlsA. The transcript has 2 exons. Lineage: Eukaryota; Fungi; Ascomycota; Sordariomycetes; Glomerellales; Glomerellaceae. Bases 1 to 1809 code for a protein of 602 amino acids. The record is from RefSeq and is a predicted model, not a curated record. Gene Ontology annotation, molecular function: catalytic activity.
AUGGAGAAAUCCAAGGCAGGACGCAAAGUUGCGUGCGAGUACCGACAGUUCGACGCAAUUGCCAACCAAACAACUGGCGAUGAAGUCCGGGAAAAGGCAAUGCACUAUGCGUCUGUAGUGGGUGAUGUUGAGGACGUGAUCCAAGCCACCGAUCUUCAAGCUUCUUGCGUCGCGUUUUCUACUUACAAGGAAGAACGCCGUGGAAUCAACUGGCUACUUUGCGAUUUUGUAUUGCCCCUUGACGAAAGGGUCAUCCACCGGAUAUGCGAGUGCUUGACGACGAGACAUGCUACGCUGCGGACGUUUUUCAUGGCACACCGACGAGCUUUGUAUCAAGUUGUAUCGAAAUCCUUCCAGCCUCAGAGCAGAACCCACCUAAACCUCAAAGACAUUCACGAGACCACAGAAUGCCUUAUGGAAGACGACCUGCAGAGCAGAGAGGUCGACAUGACUCAGCCCCAGACGACGUUCGAGCUGCUGUCCUGCAGCGACGCCACUCGUAUCGAGCGACUCAUCAUUCGCAUAUCUGCAGCCCAAUACGACGGUCACUCAGUCGCCAUCCUAGGCCGUGAGAUGAAUUUCCUUAUCAACAAUAUCGAAUAUGGCCACGUUCAAUUGCGUGAGCUCAAUGGUAGCUACCCAGCGUACCUCCACUAUGCCCGAGCCAUGGAAAUCGAACAGGGAAUCGAAUACUGGCGCUCCCUUCUUGCAGGCGCCGAUAUGACAGAGAUAACAAAACGCAAUUCCCCUUCCGGCGACAAUCCCUCCAACUUGAACUUCGUUGACGGUGUGCUCGUCAGCACGUUCGAGACUCGGCUCUUGGAGUUAGCCACGAUAAACAGCAACACGGCCACGAACAAAUUGGCAGCCCGCAGCACCAGAGCCACCAUUGCCAAGACAGCGUGGGCUCUCACUCUAGCUGAGCUAACAGGCAGAGACGAUGUCGUCUUCGCGUCGACUGGCUGGGGACGCAACAACCCCGUGGAGUUUGCCCAAGACGUGAUGGGCUCCUGCACUUCCCACAUACCCACACGUGCGCAGCUCAAACCCUACACUGGCGACCACAGCCCACAGUCGACGUAUGGCGAGCUGGUCGAACAACUGCAGGCCCAACACAUUGCGUCCAUGCGGUUCGAGAAUGUUGGGGCCACUACCAUUGUGGAGAAAUGCACGCCGUGGAGACGGUGGACGCGCUUUUCGUCACUGCUCAUCUUCCAGGGGUUGGAUAUUGAGACGUCGCAACAAGCUAGCCACGGCAAUAAUGAACCAGAGGACGCUGCUGCCGUGGUCAAGCUUACGGAGAUCAUGGACCCUGGCGAUCGCGCGGAUAUCAUCGUACACGUAGAGCCGUUUGGCAAGCAAACGCGGGUGAUGGUGGCGUUUGCAAAGAAAAGUGUGCCCGAGGACGUGGCCGGCAUAAUGUUGCGGAAGUUUAAGCAAUAUUUGGAGUUGACUACGCAGCGCACAAAUCAACCCAUUGACCUGGGGGAUCGCAACUCAUGUCCAGUACUUCCAAUCAUCUGCAAGAUCGCGGACGCAAAGGGGACGGAAGAACAGAGCGUGAGUGACAGGUUAUGCGAGAAAGCAAAGGCUAUUGUGAAGGAGGUAUGGACUGAUAUUCUAGACGUGGAGACUCACAAGGUUAGGGAAAACGAGUCAUUCUUUGAAAUUUGGGGCAAUCCAGUGUCUGCAGCGGCCCUUGCCCACGAUUACAGAAAGAAAGGCCUUGGUGUCUCAACCGAAGACGUUUUACGGAAUCAGACUGUGAAGGAACAGAUUGCAAUGAUCUCGUCGAUAAUUGGAGCAUAA